AUGGGGGUAAAGGCAGGAUGUUCAUUCAGGCUGGAUGCCAAGGUUACAGGGCACCUUGCAGUGAAGGAAGUAGCUUGCAUCGUUGAUAAACAAGAAGCAGCCAUUUCAGAAAAGGGACAUCUGCCCUGUGAGCUGGUGGCCCAGCACAGAAACAGAUGGAAAGCGGGGCAACUAUGGACGCCUGGCCGGAAGCGCACGAGGGGAACCUGGUGCCACACCGGAAGGCGCUCUCGCGCAGUGGCUGUAGGGAGAAGCCCAGGCUGCUAUGUGGAUGGUGGGCUCUCCGUGUGCGAACUUAAGAGUGUGAGCUGCGAGGAUCCAGCACGGGAAGAGAUGAACUGGGUCGGGGGCUCACGGACCAGGGUUCUGAUACAACAGGAAAGAAGAAAACAGAAGGAAUACUUUGAAAAGAACAAGUUAAAAUCAAAAAUGAAAUUACUAGGAGUUUUUUCACCUGUCAAGAACCCUACUGUCAGUUUAGACCUUCUUAAUUUAUACAUGGUAAAUCAGAUAUCAUCCAAGAGGAAAACACAUGAAACUGUGAAAAGACCAACUCAUGUGAAUAUGAAUAGAGAUUUGAAAAUUCCACUAAGAAAGCAUGACUUAGAACUUCCAAUGUCACCUCAUUGUGUACCUUCUAAACUGUGCAUCGAUGACAUGGAAAAGAAUGUACCCUAUCAAAGAUUAUGUAGCAAGGAAGAAACUGGCCCAGUUCAGUCAUCACAGAACAUGAACUCAUACAGAAUGUUCAACAAAACAGAAAACUGCAGUUAUAUUCCACCAUCUUUUCCAGCAGAACUACCUUCUAACAGACAUAUUCCAAACCAAAACUCUACCCCAAGGAUAGCACCAAAUCCUCUGAAAUUUACAUCUGAAAAAAACCAAAAUGAGCAGUUCAGUAAUGGAACGUUUUCCAAAUUAAAUAAACAUCAAGAUAUUUUCAGUUCUUCUCAGAAAACAGCAGGGUUUGGAGCAACAUAUGAGGGAAUGAACAGUCCAGGAACUGGUGGUUUCCUUACUGAAAGACCUGCGAUUCUGGGUGAAGAUUGUGGAAGCCUGUAUGAAAGAAGACAGCCAGACUGUGCUACUGAAAAAACAUCAGUGCAACACAUUUGGGGGAGUAAUGGGAAAGUGGUCUCUGAUUUUCCUGAAGAUAUGAUCCAGCCAACUCAGAGACAUCUGUCAUCUAGACAUGACUCAGAUGUGUUUGUCAGUCACAACAUGAUCAAUUUAUUAAGUAGAGAUCAGCCAGGGAGAAUGGCUACCUUUCAUAAGUGUGGCUAUGGUAGUCUGAGUGACACUUGUGUAGUUUCUUCUGAUGAAAGCCAAUCCACCAGUGUUGGGUUCAUCAAAAGGAAUUGUCCAGUUCCACAGGCAGAUUUUCAUAAUCCUCCACUUAAUACAAGUUACUUAGGAACAUGUCAGUCAAAGAAGCCCCCCUACCAGGAGUACAGCAAUAGAGAAAUAUAUGAAUUUAGAAGAUCUUUUGAGACAGAUUGUCACCCAACCAGCUGUGGAAGAAAAGGAAAAUUUGAAAGUGAUGGCCAGGAGAAAGCACUGCAGGGAAAUACCUGGGAAUGCCCAGUGUACGCCAUGGGUGCUAUGCCUUUGAAAGAAUUACAUCAUAAGCAGUCAUGUGAUUUUGACCAUAAUGAGAUCCCAUUGGAAGGAAGACGAAUGUAUCCUUUAAAAGGGAGGUCAAUGUCUACUGAGAAAAUCUCUAUUGAGUCUUCGCAGAGCAGCCAGUCUGCCAGCUACUCUCCACUGCAGACCGAGAGUAUGUUCAGCUCCAGUCCUGACUUGAUAUCUGAAGACGAAGAUCAGACACAGCAGCAAACUGAAGGGUCAAAUAAGAAAGCCACAGAAACAACUGACACUUUUUAUCUAGAGAAGGUGGAAGAGCAUUUAGGUGACAUAAUUGUGAAAGACAAUGUCAAAAUUCAUAAACAGAAAGAUUAUUUCCCCCAUUCUCCAGUGAAGGAUAAUACUGGCAUAUUUCCAGUGUCUGGAAGGUGUGACUUAGGGGUACAGACAGAGAAAGAGCUGCUUAUGGGGACAACAGCAGAUGUUGCCAUACAGUGUACCAUAAUUUCCCAGUGUUCAUGUCAAAGUAGUCCCGAUGUUUCUGUAACAGAGGUCCCUUCCCUUCAGAAGGUUGGCAGCUGCAGUAAAGAUAUUAUAGAACAUACCACUGGAGGGCAGGAAACACUUGCAGAUAACUCACUCUAAAAUCUCAGUUUAGGAUGUAGUGUUUCAUUUAACCUUGGAAGGCAAUAGGAAGUCUUUAGAUCUUCAUUAAUGUAAUGAGUAAUGAGGAAAUGAGCCUGAGCAUAAAGGGGAGUUUCUAAGUUCUGAUGUUUGCAAUUAUAGUAUUUUUGUUUUUAAUGUUU
This is a messenger RNA of Phodopus roborovskii (desert hamster), 2390 nucleotides long. It is a transcript of the gene Redic1, whose product is annotated as chromosome unknown C12orf40 homolog. Lineage: Eukaryota; Metazoa; Chordata; Mammalia; Rodentia; Cricetidae. The coding region runs from base 1 to 2229 and encodes 742 amino acids. The record is from RefSeq and is a predicted model, not a curated record. The transcript is spliced from 14 exons.